Eucalyptus grandis is the source of this 1062-nucleotide messenger RNA. RefSeq names its product omega-hydroxypalmitate O-feruloyl transferase-like. Gene Ontology annotation, molecular function: acyltransferase activity, transferring groups other than amino-acyl groups. The transcript has 3 exons. The coding region runs from base 1 to 1062 and encodes 353 amino acids. Lineage: Eukaryota; Viridiplantae; Streptophyta; Magnoliopsida; Myrtales; Myrtaceae. The record is from RefSeq and is a predicted model, not a curated record.
AUGAUCGAGAUCGUGUUCGCCUUCAAAGGCGGAGGGAGGGGAAGCUGUUCCACUGUGAUCGAGACGAUUAGAGCGUCGCUGGCUGAGGUAUUGGUCGACUUCUAUCCAUUCGCAGGCAGACUUGUCAUGGGCAGUGAUGGGAAGAUGGCAGCGACAUGCACCGGGGAAGGUGUCUUGUUCGUCGAAGCAAUGUCGGACGACGACAUCGGAAUGCUAGGCAAUAUUAGCGUCAUCAAUCCCGGGACACUGCGAAAACUUGUGAAGCAUAGCGACGGAGCCCAAACCAUAGUGGAAGAAUCUUUGCUCACCGUGCAGGUGACGACAUUCAAGUGCGGAGGGAUAACCGUCGGCAUCGUGAUGAAUCAUGUCCUCGUCGAUGGUAAAGCCCUUGCGGACUUCCUAACUUGCUGGAGUGAUGUGGCUCAAGGCAGAUCAUUCUACUUCGAACCACACACUCUCAUUCAACUCAAGAAAUUGUCAACAAUCACAACCCACGAUGGCUCUUCCAUAGUCCCUACGAGCUUCGAAGUCAUAUCGGCGCUCGUGUGGAUUGCGCGAACCAAAGCUCUCGGAAUGGAUCCUCACGAGACAACAAAGCUUCUCACCGCGGUCGACGGUCGACCCAAGUUCGACCCGCCGUUGCCAAGCGGUUACUUUGGGAACGGCAUUGCUUGGUCGUGCGCCGAGUGCAGCGCGGGCGAAUUGACCCGCAAGCCCUUCUCGUUCGCUGUCCGGACCGUGCAAGAGGCGCUCCGAUGCGUCACCGAGAGUUACAUACGGUCGGCCAUCGACCACGUUGAGCUGAACAGGGUUGUGGUCGACUACGAGGGCAACGCUUGCUGCAUCAGCAAGUGGAGUCGGCUCUCUUUCUACGAGACGGAUUUCGGGUUCGGGAGACCGUUCCAAGUGGCGCCGACCAUGGUCCCCCACAACCUCGUCUUGGUCGCUUCCCAAAGCGGGGAGACCGACAACUUGGUUCUGUCUCUGGGGCUUCCUCGUGAUGCCAUGGAUGUUUUUUCAGAGUUGAUUCAGUCUGAGCUGGCACUGAUGAAUAAGUACUAG